Messenger RNA from Lethenteron reissneri (Far Eastern brook lamprey), 4891 nucleotides. It is a transcript of the gene SQLE, whose product is annotated as squalene epoxidase. Gene Ontology annotation, cellular component: endoplasmic reticulum; membrane. Gene Ontology annotation, molecular function: flavin adenine dinucleotide binding; squalene monooxygenase activity. NCBI's taxonomy places the organism in Eukaryota, Metazoa, Chordata, Hyperoartia, Petromyzontiformes, Petromyzontidae. The record is from RefSeq and is a predicted model, not a curated record. Gene Ontology annotation, biological process: cholesterol metabolic process; sterol biosynthetic process.
CGGCCUUAUCCGAGCUGGGAAAUAUGGCGAGGUGCCGCUCACGUACCGCGUCUCACUCACGCGAGCGGAGGCGGUUGCCGACGCACAGAGACGACACCCGCGACACCCGCCAGCCCUGGACCCACCGACUCACGACUACACGGCACCACCGGCACUCCAGUGCUGCUGCCACAGCACGAGCACCACCCGCACUGCGCUACUACGACGGCACUCGUGUUAUUGUGCCAUUAGUAAAACAGCCGAAGCAGCAAUACCCCCAGCACCGUUAUUUCAUUGCCACGAGCGCAAGCACCCAAUACUGCAGCAGUACAGUGCUAACCAGUAGUAUACUGCAUGUUCUGCGGAAUAUUACCAUCGCAAUACGACAUUGCCCACGUCUGUAUUAUAGCACGGAGCCAUGUGGACCUUCCUGGGACUCGCCACCUUCACGUACUUCUACAAGAAGGGCGAGGGGCUGCAGGGGCUCGGCUACGUGGGGCUCGCCGGACUGUCGCUGCUCAUCCUCCUGAUGCUUUGGUCGCGGCGCUGGGGCCGCGGGUCUCGCCACGGCCUCCUGGCCGCGCUGCCUGCGUCUGGGGUCCGCCGCCUCCUCGCGGGACUCCGCCGACAGAAGCAGCCGCAGCAGCAGCCGCAUCGCGAGAGGACGCGAACCGGAAGAGAGGAAGAUAAAGACGAUGAGUGCGGCCAUCAGGGCGUGGAGCCGGCAGUGAACGGCGCGGGCCUGCGUGGGCCCCACGCGCAGCUAGGCGAUGAGGAGGAGGUGCUGAUCGUGGGCUCCGGCGUGCUGGGCUCCGCGCUGGCCGCUGUGUUGGCUCGUGACGGCCGUCGCGUCACGGUGCUGGAGCGUGACUUGCGCGAGCCCGACCGCAUCGUGGGGGAGCUGCUGCAGCCCGGGGGCUACCGCGUGCUACGAGACCUCGGCCUGCAGGACUCGGUGGAGGGGAUGGAUGCGCACGUGGUGCAGGGCUACGUGGUGCACGACCGCGAGAGCGGCUGUGAGGUGCAGAUCCCCUACCCAGCACUGCAGGGUAACUGCAUCCAGAGCGGUCGGGCCUUCCACCACGGCCGCUUCAUCAUGGGCCUGCGCCGAGCCGCCAUGGCGCACCCCAAUGUGCGCUAUGUGGAGGGCACUGUGGUGCAGCUGCUGGAGGAGGGCGACCGUGUGGUGGGCGUGCAGUACCGCCCCAAGGACAGCCAGCAAGUGAUGGAAUUGUACGCUCCACUGACGGUGGUGGCCGAUGGCUGCUUCUCUAAGUUCCGCAAAAAUCUCAUCAAGGCCUCGGCCUCCGUCUCAUCGCACUUCGUUGGCUGCAUCAUGAAGGACUGCCGGCAGUUCCGUGCUCACCACGCAGAGCUGGUCCUGGCUGAGCCCAGCCCGGUGCUCAUUUACCAGAUCUCGUCGACGGAGACGCGUGUGCUGGUGGACAUCCGCGGGCAGCUCCCCCGGGACAUGCGCCAAUACAUGGCGGAGCACAUCGCACCGCAGCUACCCGAACACAUUCAAGCACCGUUUCUGGACGCUCUGCAGAACGACCGCUUGAGAACCAUGCCCGCUAGCUUCCUUCCACCCUCUCCUGUCCACAAAUCCGGAGUGCUGUUGCUGGGCGACGCAUACAACAUGCGGCACCCACUCACGGGCGGUGGCAUGAGCGUCGUGCUCAACGACGUACUUAUCUGGAGAGAGCUGCUGCGGGGAAUCCCCGACCUGUGGGACGACGGCGCUAUGCUGCGAGCCAAGAAGGAGUUCCACUGGGUCCGCAAGAAGACCCACUCGUUCGUGGUGAACGUCCUGGCCCAGGCGCUGUACGAGCUAUUCGCUGCCACCGACGAAUCGCUAAGACAGCUGCGGCGGGCGUGCUUCCACUACUUCCGCCUGGGCGGGGAGUGCGUGUCGGGGCCAGUGGGCCUCCUCUCCGUCCUGAAUCCCAGCCCCUUGAAGCUGAUCGGACACUUCUUUGCGGUGGCGCUGUACGCGAUAUACAUGGCGUUCCACUCGGAGCGCUGGUACACCAAGCCGCGCGCCAUCCUUACCAGCGCGGCGGUACUGUUCCGCGCUUUGGGCGUCAUCGUCCCUCUCGUGUGGUCCGAACUGCAGUACUUGCUCUACUGAGAGACACACACAGGGCCUGGGGGCACGGUGGUGUAUAUAGACUGGCAUUUUGAGGACACUGUCGUUAGGGCAGCAAUGUGGCGCAGCGAUGACACUUGUGCCUCACGACGAGAAGGGCCGGGGUUCGAUUUCAGACUCGGGGCACCUUUCUGUGUGGUGUUUGUCCCAUUUGAUAAACAUCCCAAUGUUAAAAAAAAUACUUAAAAUUUUCUCAAUUUCUUACCUAUGAAAAAUGUCCAGGAUUGUUCUAAAAAACAAGUAUUUUGACUCGGUGAGGGUUUUCUGGGUGAACAACCGCAAUAAUAAAGUAACAUGUGUCAGUUAGGUUGCAUGGAAUUAUGUAAAAUAUGCACAGUGCUUUCAGCACACAACAGGGCAUUUGAAGACUGAAUAGUCGAUAUUUUUCUUAAGUUUUGUGGUUGUAAAAAAGCUGCAUAGCAACUGUACCAGUCUCACCUCAUUAUUGAGAAUCCUCACCACAUUAUGGCCCUGCUGCCAUAGCUGCUGAAAAUUGUGCCUAGGAUUGUUAAAAUAAACGGUCGUCGAUGAGCUGUGAAUCCGCCAAAGAGUAUUUGCACAGAUUCAAAACUUCAGCACUUAUUAGUUUGGUACAUUGUGCGGUUUCUUUACAUGAUGACAACUCUCCCAAGCGGCCAGUUAUAUUAGAUUUUGAAAGUCUACCCAAGCGAAAUGAAACGUGCGUACAUACCUGAACCCUAUUGUCGAUCCGCCACUUGGGGAGGACUACGUCAUGGCGUGUGGGUUCGAGGUCAUUAUUUACACGUCCUGUACGGAGUCGGUGCAGGUUAGUGUAUAGACACUCAUUAAUUGGCUGAGAACAUCUUAAAAUAAAAACCCAAAGCAAUGCCCUCCUGAAAAAGAGUCCUAAGACUCCGUGUGGCUUCCUGGAUAAAUAAGUAAAUUGGUGAAGGUAGCCUGUGACCGCCUGGCGUGCCUGGUGGUCUCUCAUCCAAGCACUAUGCAGGCAAUAACCUGCGUAGUUCCGAGAUCCAUAGUUAACAUUGGCAUGUAACAUCAAAGGGUGAACUGCCUCGUAUCUUGCAAGUUCAUUGAUAAAACCGUCAUGAGAGUACAUUUGAGGAAAGUACUGUACAUAUAAAUUGUAUGUAUUGUACUUAGUAUUUAAAAGGCCUGCAUGGGUUCCCGCAAACAGCACUCACCCCAAGUUGUUCUGCAUCUGUGUACCAGCCUUUUUGCGUCUUUCUUUAUCUCCCUUUGUCUUUGCAUCUCCCACUCACCGUUUCUUGCAAGCUGCAGCUCGGAGAGAGAAAGAGAUGCGUUUUGUAGUGAUUCAAAUGUGUAGCCUGCAAUUAAGCCUGCAACGUAAGCUAUACAGGACAUCCUUAUUUUUCAAAUUUGAAUUGUUUUAAAGAAGUUUUCACAAACGGUUAACUGGAGCCAAACCUUUAUAGUCCAUGUUUAACCAAUUGGGCUGUAACCGAUUGAAAAGCUUUUUGGUGCACCGCAUUGCUCCCAAGAACCAACCAGUUCGGCUCCCUGUUUGUGAGCAUCAUGGCUGUUACAAUUUGAUCCUGCUGGCCAAUGUGAGGUGAAGAUGGGGAGCAUAGACAUUGGAGUGUACUACAUUUCAGCGUAUUUUACCACACUGUCCCUCUGCUGCCCUCACCGAGAGCCGCGUGGUUUGGAGUGUCCUCGUUCUGCUUGUACACAACAUCUGGUUUGGUUAACUUGAGUGGGUAACAUCUUGUAAAAGCUGGGCUCCUAUGAGCAUAAGCUAAUUGAAAUGAAUGCUGCUAUUCACUAUUAAACUGUUUUAAUAGCCUGCUUGUAACAAAAAACAUCUGCAGGCCAUAUACAUUGUCUAAUCCAAGAGUCUGCUGUGGGUAAUUCACUUCAAUCACAACUCGUGAAGUGGUAUUCUACCAACUGGAGGAACUGUACAGGGUGGUCCAGAUGUCUUGUGACCACCAAUUAAUUGACCCCUAACAUUGUUUUCCUUUGCAUAUUCAUUUCUAUACUCUUUGGUUCUUUCGGUAAAGUCACGUAGGUAGAAAAAUAAAAUAAAACAAAAAAUAAUAUAUCACGACGUUUCGAUCGCAACACAAGCGGUCGUCCUCAGGCGGAAAAAAUCAUCCAGCAGUAGAACUGCUGUUUUAAGUAAACCUUGAAAAAUAUUACGUUUUAGAUAAUUAAAUGGGGGUCACAAAACAUCUGGACCACCAUAUCCAUUGAGAUUUAAUGUGUCCAGAAUAUUGUCAUGUAUCAGCGAUGAUCCAUCCACUGCUGGCUGAAGGACUGGCCAAGCCCCCAUCAGUGUAUAUAAAUUGGUAAAAGAAAAAAAAACUGAGUUCAUGGCACCAACAAUCCGAAUGUGGCACUCUGUGGAUUGUCCCACGGAUGUGUACGUAGUGUAUCAUAAAUAUUUCUAUAAUUUUGAGGAGCAAACUGGUUCCACACUGUAAUUAUGCCUCAUGACUUUUUCAAUGACUCAUGGUCAUGAAAGAGUUGCUGUGGUUCUAAAGUGCUCUCGAGUAACGGGCCAAACGCUCGGACAUUCGUGGCACAGGAGAACACUUGAGCAGCGGUAAACUCACAUUUACAGAGGCAUUAAAAUGUCUGCUUUGAGCAAAGCUGUCGUUGUGAAGACUGCGCUUGUGUCAGGUGGACACACGGACCGAAUUGCAGCCACAAGAGCUCAAAUUAGUGAGGUCCUGUGAGCAUGUUUGGGUGGAUUGUACAUAUCUAUAUACGUUGUGCAUUGUCAUUUAAAUAAAACGUAUCUUCAUUUGCUUUCUUGAA